CGGUUUUGUAAAACGUAAAAACGUAAAGUAAAAUAAAUCCCGAUCUUUAUCUACUGAUUUCGUGAUGCCGAGCUGAAUAAUUUUCAUCUUCGUUCUUCAACUUUUCUCAAAACUCAAAAGUCACAGUGAAAGUCAACAAUCAGUGAUCCUAGGGUUCUUUGUUUGGUGGGAAGAUUCAUUUUUUCAAAAUCAUGGGAGAUCCAAUCGUGUCUUCUGUAGUUAAUCAAGUAAUGGAAAGAUCUACGUCUCUAGCAGCCCAAGAUUUCGCUGUUCUAUGGGGCCUCAAGUCCGAUCUCCGGUCUCUACGAACCAUUUUUACACAGAUCCAAGCGGUGCUCGCCGACGCUGAAGUCAAGCAGAGGAAGAACAGAGCUUUACAAGAUUGGCUAAGGAAGCUCAGAGCUGCAUCUUUCGAGGUCGAAAAUGUUCUGGAAGAGGUCUCUACCGAAGCUUUGCUGCGAAGGCUUCACGUUGAGAGGGGAAUCAAGAACCGAGUAAGUACAUUCUUCUCCGCUAGUAAUCCGCUCCAGUUUCGUAUUAUGAUGGUUCAGAAAGUGAAAGAUAUUAAAGAAUUGUUGAACGCAAUCGCAUCCGAGAGAAUCAUGUUUGAAUUGGAAGAAGGGAUUAAUAUUUCAGAAGUUGUUGCUGAUAUAGAAACCAGGAUAAUCAGCUCGAUAGAUUCUGAGAUUGUAGGAAGAGAUGAGGAGAAAGAAGUGAUUAUUGACAAGAUAUGCACCAAUUUGAACAGUCUAGAUCAUGAUCAUGUACAUGUCUAUGCCAUAUGGGGUGUGGGGGGUUUGGGUAAAACCACACUUGCUCAACUGAUUUUCAACGAUUCAAGGGUAAAUAAGUUGUUUGAUUUCAAAGUUUGGUUACGUGUAUCCAAUGACUUUAGCAUCCAAAGACUAGCUAGAGAAUUUUUGAAGUGUAUAGAAGGUGAUUCCUCCAAUCUCUCACUCAUGGAACUUGAACCAUUGCAACAACGACUCCAAGAGAAAUUACAGAGAAGAAGAUUCCUCUUGGUUUUGGAUGAUGUCAAAAAUGAGAACAAUGAGGAAUGGAAUGGAUUGAUGCAAGCAUUGAGGUGUGGAGGUAAAGGCAGUGCUAUUCUGGUAACAACUCAAAGCAUGAAACUUGCUGAUACAAUAGCUACCCUUCCCUCAUUAGUACAUCCACUCGGUUGCUUAUCAGAAAGUGAUUCAUGGUUGUUAUUCAAACAUUAUGCAUUUGGUGUUGAAAGAGAACUAGAAAGUACAGAGUUUGAGACAAUUGGCAAAGCAAUUGUGAAGAAAUGUGAGGGUUUGCCUUUAGCAUUAAAGGUCAUAGGAAGUUUAAUGUGCCUCAAAACUAGCAUAAGCGAUUGGUCGUGUAUACUACAAAGUGAAGUUUGGGAGUUGACAUAUGAAGGAACUCAUACUCAAAUCUUACCAUCUUUGAAGCUAAGCUAUGACAAUUUGCCUCCACAUAUGAGACAAUGUUUUGCUUUAUGUUCUAUAUUCCCAAAACACCAUGAAAUGGACAAACAAUUGUUGGUAGAGCUUUGGGUGGCUUAUGGUUUUGUCCCAUCAAGAGGAGAUUCUGACUUAUAUGAUUUAGGUGAAGAGAUAUUCAAUGCUUUAGUUUGGAGGUCCUUCUUGCAAGAUGUCAAAGAAUGCAUCUUUGAAGGUGUUACAACGUGUAAAAUGCAUGAUGAGAUGCAUAAUCUUGCACAAUCUGUUAUGAAAUACGAAUGUUCAAGCAUAAUGUCUGGUGAAAUACUAAAAUUCCCUGAAGAAGUUCUUCAUUUAUCUUCUAAUGACAUCAUAUAUCUAUCAAAUGAAGUCAUGGCAAAAGCAAAAUCCUUACGUUCACUCAUCACUUUUGAAGGUUUUUCAAGAAUUCCUACCCCUGAUUACAUAUUCGAACAGAGGUAUCUCAGAGUGUUACAUUUAGGGUCAAGUUCAGAUAUGCUAACAGAUUUACCAGAGUCAGUUGGAAACCUAAAGUUUCUUAGGUAUCUUAAUGUCUCACGCUCAAAGAUUGCUGCUUUACCUAACUCCAUUGUUCAACUCCAAAACCUACAAACCCUAAAACUGACCUUUUGUGAAAAUCUCUCUGAGUUACCUGAAGGAAUCAGGUACAUGAGAAAUCUUAGACAUUUGAAUAUCCACGGGUGUUGUUCUCUUGAUCAUAUGCCACUUGGCAUGGGACAGUUACGCCACCUAAGAAGACUCAGCACAUUUCUCGUGGGCCAGGGAGUCCAAGUAAGCGAAUUACAAGAGUUAAAUCUUUUAGGAGGAGAGUUUAGCAUAAAGGGUCUUACAAAUGUGAAAGAUUCAUUUCAAGCUCAGAGUGCAAAUUUGAAAAAGAAACAGAAUAUAAACUGUUUAAAUCUAUCUUGGAAUUGGAAGAACAGUAAAGAAGAUAACUUUCCUGUUAACAAUUCAGAAGGGAUUUUGGAAGCACUUCAACCCCAUUUGAAUUUAAAGAUGUUAACAAUAUCUGACUACCCAGGGUCACGUGUUCCAUAUUGGAUGGGUAGUUUGGUAAAUCUUGUUAGUAUUUCAUUUGAAGGUUGUAGAAGAUGUGAAAGUCUGUCUUCUAUUGGGAAACUUCCCUCUCUCAAGGCUCUUGAACUGAAAGAGAUGGAUGUUCUUAAAUAUCUUGAUGAUGAAGAAAGAAAUAAUCGAAACCUAUUUCCUUGUUUGGAUAAACUAAUCAUAAACGAAUGCCCCUGUUUGAUUGAACUGCCUUAUAUUCCAAAACUGGAAUUGUUACAAAUAAUCAAAAGUAAUGAGGAGAUUUUUAGGUCUGUGAAAGAGCUCAAUUGUUUGAAGAAAUUUACAGUUGAGGGUUGUCAUGGUAUUGUUUCGUUUCCUUCAGAUUGGUUUCAGGGAACACCGGAUCUCAGAUCACUGAGUAUUUUGGAUUGUUUAAGGUUAGAGAGUUUGGAAGACGGAUUGCAGUGUUUAAAAGCUUUGGAGGAAUUACAAAUCAUGGGUUGUCCAAAUUUGAGGUGUUUACCAGAUGGGUUGCAGAAUCUUGAAAAACUCAAGUCUGUGGUUAUUCGGGAUUGUGAAAUGGUGAAGGUAAGGUGUGAGAAAGACGUAGGUGAGGAUUGGUCAAAAAUUGUUCAUCUUCCGUAUGUUAAGAUUGAUGAUCAAGUGAUGCAGUGAAUGUGAUGGAUGUGAAUAGUAAUGUAAUCUUCUGGUGCUUUGAAUUCAGCUUUGCUUGGUGUCAUGGCUGGAUCCAUGAAGUUGAAGGUGUCAUACAAGAAGGUUUUGGAAAAUUUGACAAGGAUCAUUAGCUUUCAAGAAAUAGUAUUAAGACAAUGGAAGGAUCUAGUGGUAAUAGUGUGGAUUCAUGUAUAAUUAGGUAGUUUCUUGGUAUUUGUAUUCAACCCUUAACUUGUAUGGUUCUUUUGCAAGCAUUUUAAGAGCAAUAUAAAUCCUUGUCUCAUUUAGCUUGAUGCUAA
Molecule: messenger RNA, 3454 nt
Organism: Lactuca sativa (garden lettuce)
Lineage: Eukaryota; Viridiplantae; Streptophyta; Magnoliopsida; Asterales; Asteraceae
Product: disease resistance protein RGA2
Molecular function (GO): ADP binding
Source: RefSeq, a predicted model, not a curated record